Messenger RNA from Eubalaena glacialis (North Atlantic right whale), 2202 nucleotides. It is a transcript of the gene CD276, whose product is annotated as CD276 molecule. The record is from RefSeq and is a predicted model, not a curated record. The coding region runs from base 313 to 1926 and encodes 537 amino acids. The transcript is spliced from 10 exons. Lineage: Eukaryota; Metazoa; Chordata; Mammalia; Artiodactyla; Balaenidae.
GGUCCCGGCCGGGUGCCCUGCCCAGCGGGCGGGCUCAGGCCUCUGCCCCAAACCUUCGCCGCGGGGCCAAUCCUGCCUCUGGGGCGCACCCGGGCCGCCUUUCCGGGCCUGCAGCUUCCUCCAGCCCGCCCCGCCCCUCGGACUCCCGGGGCCGCCCCCGGACCCCUUUCGCGCCCGGCCUCGCGGCGGCGGCGGCGGCGGCGGCGACUCGGCAGCGCUCCGCCGCGUCCCCGAGUCCCGGGAGUCAGGCGCGGCGCGGCAGGGGCAGCCUUCCACCACGGAGAGCCCAGCUGUCAGCUGCCUCACGGGAAGAUGCUGUGUGGACCAGGCAGCACGGGUAUGCGUGUGGCCACUGCCCUGGGAGUGCUGUGGUUCUGCCUCGCAGGCGCCGCAGUGGAAGUCCGGAUCCCUGAAGACCCCGUGGUGGCCCUCGUGGGCACUGACGCCACCCUGCGCUGCUCCUUCUCGCCCGAGCCCGGCUUCAGCCUGGCACAGCUCAACCUCAUCUGGCAGCUGACAGACACCAAACAGCUGGUGCACAGCUUCGCCGAGGGCCGCGACCAGGGUAGCGCCUAUGCCAAUCGCACUGCGCUCUUCCCAGACCUGCUGGCUCAGGGCAACGCGUCCCUGAGGCUGCAGCGCGUGCGCGUGGCUGAUGAGGGCAGCUUCACCUGCUUUCUGAACAUCCGGGACUUUGGCAGCGGCAGCGCCGCGGUCAGCCUGCAGGUGGCAGCCCCCUACUCAAAGCCCAGCCUGACCCUGGAGCCCAACAAGGACCUGCGGCCCGGGGACACGGUGACCAUCACGUGCUCCAGCUACCGGGGCUACCCCGAGGCCGAAGUGUUCUGGCAGGAUGGGCAGGGUGCGCCCUUGACCGGCAACGUAACCACGUCGCAGGCGGCUAAGGAGCAGGGCUUGUUCGACGUGCGCAGUGUCCUGAGGGUGGUGUUGGGCGCUAAUGGCACCUACAGCUGCCUGGUGCGCAACCCCGUGCUGCAGCAGGACGCUCAUGGCUCUGUUACCAUUACACCGCAUAGAAGCCCCACAGGCGCUGUGGAAGUCCAGGUUCCCGAAGACCCCGUGGUAGCCCUCGUGGGCACUGACGCCACCCUGCGCUGCUCCUUCUCGCCCGAGCCCGGCUUCAGCCUGGCACAGCUCAACCUCAUCUGGCAGCUGACAGACACCAAACAGCUGGUGCACAGCUUCGCCGAGGGCCGCGACCAGGGUAGCGCCUAUGCCAAUCGCACUGCGCUCUUCCCAGACCUGCUGGCUCAGGGCAACGCGUCCCUGAGGCUGCAGCGCGUGCGCGUGGCUGAUGAGGGCAGCUUCACCUGCUUUCUGAACAUCCGGGACUUUGGCAGCGGCAGCGCCGCGGUCAGCCUGCAGGUGGCAGCCCCCUACUCAAAGCCCAGCAUGACCCUGGAGCCCAACAAGGACCUGCGGCCCGGGGACACGGUGACCAUCACGUGCUCCAGCUACCGGGGCUACCCCGAGGCCGAAGUGUUCUGGCAGGAUGGGCAGGGUGCGCCCUUGACCGGCAACGUAACCACGUCGCAGAUGGCUAACGAGCAGGGCUUGUUCGACGUACGCAGUGUCCUGAGGGUGGUGUUGGGCGCUAAUGGCACCUACAGCUGCCUGGUGCGCAACCCCGUGCUGCAGCAGGAUGCUCAUGGCUCUGUCACCAUCACAGGGCAGCCCAUGACAUUCCCCCCUGAGGCCCUGUGGGUGACCGUGGGGCUCUCUGUCUGUCUCGUCGCACUGUUGGUGGCCCUGGCCUUCGUGUGCUGGAGGAAGAUCAAACAGAGCUGUGAGGAGGAGAAUGCAGGCGCUGAGGACCAGGAUGGGGAUGGAGAAGGAUCCAAGACGGCCCUGCGGCCUCUGAAACACUCUGAAAGCAAAGAAGAUGAUGGACCAGAAAUAGCCUGACCAUGAGGACCAGGGAGCUGCUGCCCUGCCCUGGGGCUCCCACCUCUGGCUGCACUGGGGCCUCAGUGUGAGCCCUGGGCUGGGGGCUUCUCUGCCCUUAACAGAUGGCUUCUACUCUAGCGGGUCUACUCAUUCUGCAAAGGACACGAUACAUAGACCACCCCGCAGCCUUAUUUCUCCGAUGGACAUGAUUCCCAAGUCAUCCUGCUGCCUUAUUUCUCCAGUGACACGAUACAUAAAUCAUCCUGCCGCCUUAUUUCUCCAGUGGAUAUGCUA